Peromyscus leucopus (white-footed mouse) is the source of this 763-nucleotide messenger RNA. RefSeq names its product von Ebner gland protein 1-like. Lineage: Eukaryota; Metazoa; Chordata; Mammalia; Rodentia; Cricetidae. Bases 70 to 603 code for a protein of 177 amino acids. Gene Ontology annotation, molecular function: small molecule binding. The transcript has 7 exons. The record is from RefSeq and is a predicted model, not a curated record.
UGGGGCCCCAGCACAGCCUCCUCAGCCUGUCAGUGACUUGUUGGGCACCUGUGAGCACAGACUGUGGAGAUGAAGGCCCUGCUCCUGAGCUUUGGCCUGAGCCUUGUUGUGGCCCUGCAGGCCCAGGCCUACCCUGCUGUGGAAGAGAGUCAUGAUGUGUCAGGAACGUGGUAUGUGAAAGCUACAGCGUCUGACAAGGAGAUUCCUGACAAGAAGCUUCGCUCUGUGUCUGUGACUCCCAUGACCAUCAAGACCCUGGAAGAGGGCAACCUGGAAGUCAAGUUCACUGUCCUGAUUGCAGGCGAGUGCCGAGAGAUGAGCGUUGUCCUAGAGAAGACAGAUCAACCUGACAAAUACACAGCCUUUGGGGGCACUCAGGUGCUCUACAUCAUACCAUCUGCAGUGGAGGACCACUUCUUCUUCUACUGGGAGAGCAACAAUCCUGAGUUUCAUUUCCGAAUUGCAAAACUCUUGGGUAGAGACCCUGACAUCAACCAGGAGGCCCUGGAAGAUUUUCAGAAUGCUCUAAGAGCUGGAGGCCUCAACGCAGAGAACAUCUUCAUCCCCAUGCAGAGCGAAACCUGCCCUCUAGGAAGCAAUUAGGCAGGGAAGCGUGGGUCCAGGCCUGCCUCAGAGCCUUGCUCCAUCCUGACCAUCUGAGCACAGGACGCAGAAGGAGCUCUCUCACUCCCCCUUCUGGCUUCACCCACCCCUACCCUCUGUCCCUCACUGCCCUGCUUGUCAUUAAAGAAUUUCAUCAUUU